Messenger RNA from Chlorocebus sabaeus (green monkey), 2989 nucleotides. RefSeq names its product RAB18, member RAS oncogene family (gene RAB18). NCBI's taxonomy places the organism in Eukaryota, Metazoa, Chordata, Mammalia, Primates, Cercopithecidae. Gene Ontology annotation, molecular function: GTP binding; GTPase activity. The record is from RefSeq and is a predicted model, not a curated record.
GUCACACACAGCUCUCCCCACCUGCGCUUGCGCAGGGGAGGAACACGCAGUCCGGAAAAACGCCGGGGAUUCUGGGUUGCGCAGCCGUGGAGCCACCUCAAGGCGGAACUGGGGCGUCCAGGGCUUCGGCAGCCUGAACACCCGGUGUGAAAGGAAGGUGGCAGCCGUGGAGCGAUGCGCAUGCGCAGGAGCUCACUCUGCUGAAGGGCUGAGAGGCGCACCGGGGCUGCCAGCUGGGGUCGGAGCGGAGCGGGGUCAGGAUGGACGAGGACGUGCUGACGACCCUGAAGAUCCUCAUCAUCGGCGAGAGUGGGGUGGGCAAGUCCAGCCUGCUCUUGAGGUUCACAGAUGAUACAUUUGAUCCAGAACUUGCAGCAACAAUAGGUGUUGACUUUAAGGUGAAAACAAUUUCAGUGGAUGGAAAUAAGGCUAAACUUGCAAUAUGGGAUACUGCUGGUCAAGAGAGGUUUAGAACAUUAACUCCCAGCUAUUAUAGAGGUGCACAGGGUGUUAUAUUAGUUUAUGAUGUCACAAGAAGAGACACAUUUGUUAAACUGGAUAAUUGGUUAAAUGAAUUGGAAACAUACUGUACAAGAAAUGACAUAGUAAACAUGCUAGUUGGAAAUAAAAUCGAUAAGGAAAAUCGUGAAGUCGAUAGAAAUGAAGGCCUGAAAUUUGCACGAAAGCAUUCCAUGUUAUUUAUAGAGGCAAGUGCAAAAACCUGUGAUGGUGUACAAUGUGCCUUUGAAGAACUUGUUGAAAAGAUCAUUCAGACCCCUGGACUGUGGGAAAGUGAGAACCAGAAUAAAGGAGUCAAACUGUCACACAGGGAAGAAGGCCAAGGAGGAGGAGCCUGUGGUGGUUAUUGUUCUGUGUUAUAAACUCUGGGAAAUCUUGCAUAUUUGAUCAGAUAGUGACAUCUUUCUGUAUAUAAACUCUUUAACUGCUAUUUUAGGGACCUUGCAGUUUGCACAUAAUUGUUUUAUAUCAUAGCAGUAAAUAUUUGCAAGAAAUCCCACUCAUUGACCCCGGGUAAAAUGUUAUGGUAAGCAUGCACAGUUUGCGGUCUACAGUUUUUUUAUGUAGCACAAAAUAGGUGUACCUUUAUAAGUACAUUCAAUUUUAUGAUUUACAUUUAUCAUGUAAUUUUUAAAAUAAUCCACCUAUCUAGUAUAUGUAGAUACAAAGUCUGCUUUUGCUAUUCUUUUUGCUUAAAUACUCCUAUCAUUUUCUGAAUUACUUGGUAUGUAGAACUCCUAGACCCACGGAGAAGAAUAGAGGUAUCAUCAAACGUGGCAAAUUUUCUUUCAGGAAUAAUAAAGAGCAUGAUUCCACAGCUUUUCUAGGAUGUUUGAGAUUCUUUUUUAGUAUGAAGCAAAAUUCUCAUUACAGAAUGUAGCCCAGGCCAAUUUAUAACUAAAUCUCUAUUUGUUCUGAUGAUGCUUCUAAAACAGCAUUGAUAGGUUAAAGAAGCUUGGUACUUUUAAUUUACUUCAAUGAUUAGCUCAGUUGCUUAACUGGAGUUUUAAUCCUGUGAUAUGUACAUUGGAUUCAUGACUCUGUGCAGUAUUUUUAGUUAUGUGGUGUUUGGCAGAAUGACAAUAAGGUUUUCCCCCAUUUUGGUUUCAGGAGGACAUGAAUAGUGUGUUUAUUGUGACUCCUCGUACUAACCACUUUUAAAACCAACAUCUUUUUUCAUAAAUGUUGGUAGUAUUUGUCCAGGUACCUCAAUUGUAGCUUGUGUAAUGUUGAUGAAUAUCUGUAUCUUAUGGCUUCCAUAAUGGCUAGUUGACAUUGAAAAACCUAUUUCUGUGUUUUGAGGAGUGGGGAAGAAAAACACUGAGUGAAAAUUUGAGAAAGGCAUAUUACUUUCAGAUUCUGAUGUGUGAGGGAAAAUACUGUCACAAUGAAAAUCUUGACAAUUUACUUAACAAGUAACCAAUAGUUCAUCAAAACCAACUUGUACAGACUAAUACAUCUUUUUCAUAGUAUUCAGUUUUCUCACCUCUUGCUAUUGUAUAUUGUAGAUUUUUUUCACUCAUGUGUUAUUUAAUUUACACUGAUCUCUGCUAUUUUAACCCCCCAAAUAAGUUAUUUGUCCUUUAAGGUUGGUUACUAUAAUACCCCUUAGUAAGAUUCCAGUAUUAAUUUCUGGGCAGUUUGUUCUCUGUAUACAAUUGCAAAUGAUAAGCAUUUUUGUGAGUGACCACCUUUGCAAUAUGUUUGUUAAUUUACUUCAUGUUGGGUUCUUUCUGAAAUGUACAUCUUUACAUAUAAAAACCUCACAUUCUAUUUGAUUUACACUUCCUAGUCUACAUUACAUGUGGUUGAAGGUUUUAUACAUUCUAGAUGCUUUUACUAAAUAUACAAGAUUUACUACUAGAAAUUUGGAGAAAGAACACUAACACAGGUACUUGUGAUUUGUUCAUGUUAUAUUAAAACUUGAGAUUUGUGUAUUUAUGUAGAGUCUGUAUUGACAAGACUGUUGUUUUUUGCUCCUUGAGCUAUAUAAUCAUCUGUGUAUUGGAUUGUUGUCUUGAUUUGGUCUAAAUUUGAAUAUAUACAAGUUACUUGAAUAUAACAAAAAUGAAUUUUGUUUGAUAGAUUUAUAUUGUAACAUUUUUCUAGUUCUUGAAUAAAUAUAGCCUACCUUCCCUAGAUGCAUUUGUGCAGGAAGUAUAUACAUUUCCCUAUUACUCUCAUCAGCUGAGGAAUAUGUACUAUGGUGUUACUGAUAUUAUGUGGCUUUCAUUUUAUUAUUUUGUUGCACGCUUAGUGUUUUGUAGUGGAGGUUUUGUAAGUGACAACAGUUGUAAUAUCUAAAGUCAGGCAUCUAGUAGCAGGGUUUUGUUAAUUCUUUUCAGAAUCAUUGAAGCAGUCUUAAAGGGUCUUUUGCAGAUGGUACAAAUUAGAACAAUUAGAAUGUAGUAUUUUGAGUUCUGGGAGUACUGAGAUUGACCCAAACAAAUAAAGAACUAUUCAAUUUCUG